CUGGAGAGACAACCAAAAUGAAAACCUUGGUGAUUUUCGCUGCUCUCCUUGGAUCUCUGCUUGCUACUGAUAACAUCAAUGUUAAUAAUCAAGGUAACGAUGGAGGCAAUGUGCAUCAGACGGUGAAUAUAGACAACCAGGACCAAGUGGCCAACAUUCAUAAUCUAAAUGGCUGGAACUCCUGGGACUCCAUCUGUGACUACGGGAAAGGAGUAUUUGCAACACGACUGUAUGGAAAGAAGAUGUGCGUGGUGACAAAGAUCGAUAAGACUGUUUUCCCCAGCCUGGAAGUCCUUAAACAGAAUCCCGUCAAGACCACAAAACAGCUCUUCAAGUUUAACAUUAACCAAAUUCCCAUUGCUAACAUUGGCAUUUAUGGUGUCCAUAUUGAAGCCCUGUGUCAUGGAAUCCCAUCCUACACUGCUGAUGCAAACCAAGUGGAUGAGUUUUGUGAAGAAAAUUGCAACACCAACAGCAUUAUCACCAUUGGACGCAUCAGUUUCUGUUAUUAAUCCAGUAUGGCACGCCUCAUAGCAAAUCCAUAGCAUUUUCUGUUUGAAUCUUUCUUUUUCUAUA
This is a messenger RNA of Bufo bufo (common toad), 576 nucleotides long. RefSeq names its product gastrokine-1-like. The coding region runs from base 18 to 512 and encodes 164 amino acids. The record is from RefSeq and is a predicted model, not a curated record. The transcript is spliced from 6 exons. Gene Ontology annotation, biological process: regulation of cell population proliferation. Lineage: Eukaryota; Metazoa; Chordata; Amphibia; Anura; Bufonidae.